GUUUUUUUCAAAACAAAAACUCCUCAUAAAAAUUAUUAUUAAGUUUUCGCUAUGAAAGGCAAAACUCUUAGCUCUCAAUCACAGGGCUUGGUACUAUUCUUGCUGAAUUAUUUUCAACAAAAAAAGGAUAAUGGAGGGCCUCUAUUACCAUUGUUAGCUGUCCAAGAGAGGGUGGCUCAGGCACUAAGUAUCAGUUUGUCCACUAUUACCAGAAUACAGCGCCGUUUAUCAUCUAAUGAUAAUGUCCUAAGAUCACCUGGAAAGAAGAGACCCAGAAAAAAGUCUAAGACAACAGAUUUAUCUGAUGCAGUCAGGCAUAAUAUACGAGAUACAGUGUAUCAAAUGUAUAGUGAAAAGAAACAUGUCACAAUAGCAAAUUUGAAUAAAACGCUUAAAGAGAAAGAGCUUGCUUCUAUCAGCAAUAGCUCUUUACAAAGAGUGCUGCCCACCAUAGGCUUUAAAUAUAAAAAAGAUGGUAAUAGAAGAUUUCUAGUUGAGCAAUCCAGUAUUGCUUUACUUCGCACCAAAUUCUAGAGAAGUUAUAAUGACUAUGUGAACACUUCCUUGCAUCAAAUUGUUUUCAUGGAUGAAACAGGGAUAUUUUCAAAAGGCAGUCCAAAAAAGUAUUGGCAAGAUGAGUCAAUAAAAAGUGUAAG
Acanthoscelides obtectus is the source of this 656-nucleotide messenger RNA. The record is from the annotation of a GenBank genome assembly. Lineage: Eukaryota; Metazoa; Arthropoda; Insecta; Coleoptera; Chrysomelidae.